Molecule: messenger RNA, 699 nt
Organism: Morchella sextelata
Lineage: Eukaryota; Fungi; Ascomycota; Pezizomycetes; Pezizales; Morchellaceae
Exons: 1
Coding region: 1-699 (232 amino acids)
Source: RefSeq, a predicted model, not a curated record
AUGCAGCUUAUGGAGAUUUACCCUCCUGUUCCUGGCGAAGGCCAGGAACAGGAGGGAGGGGGGGAGGGCCAGGAGGGCCAGGAGGGGGAGGGCCAGGAGGGGGAGGGCCAGGAGGGCCAGGAGGGGGAGGGCCAGGAGGGCCGGGAGGGCCAGGAGGGGGAGGGCCGGGAGGGCCAGGAGGGGGAGGGCCAGGAGGGCCAGGAGGGGGAGGGCCAGGAGGGCCAGGAGGGGGAGGGCCAGGAGGGCCAGGAGGGGGAGGGCCAGGAGGGCCAGGAGGGGGAGGGCCAGGAGGGCCAGGAGGGGGAGGGCCAGGAGGGCCAGGAGGGGGAGGGCCAGGAGGGAGAGGGCCAGGAGGGAGAGGGCCACAGGGGCCAGGGGCCAAGGGCCAAGGGGGCCAGGAGGGGCGAGGAGACAGGGGCUCCUACUGGCCACUCAAGGCCAGAGGGAGCCGCUUCCCUGGGGAGAAACGAAGAAGUGGGGGAAGAGGGGUGCUUAUAUAGUGGUGGGAAUUUGUGCCAAGCCUGGAUUUUGGCCGACGGAGAGGAGGGUCUGGAGGGGAUCCAAGACCUGAUUUUGGCCGGCGGGGUGGUGAGGUGGGUGCGUGGGUGGCCAUGGAUGGAUGCUACUUUCGCGGCUAUGGUGGGAUUUGGAGUGUAUUGCUGCGGGCUCUGUUGGCUAUUAUUGGCGGUAAGGAAAUAA